CAUAUUUCCAUUCUGCCGUUUUAGCGUCAGGCGUUUUGUCUUGUCGCAACCCAAUUUCUUUCCUUUUUUUUUUUUAUAUCCCCGCCAUUAUCGGCCUAAUCACUGUCAUCCUAUGGUUUCCUUACCGGGUGGCGUUCUCUUCCAUUUCCCCAUUCUCUUGUGUAAAGGGCAGUCUCUGGAACCGUUUUUGUCUCAUUUUUUACUGCUUAUUUUGUCUGUGUUUCCUCGUUCAUGGACCCGUAGGUACGCGACAGGUUUGAGACCAUUUUUCUUUUGUUCCAAUUUUCCUUGAUUUCCAUCGGUUCAUUUUUCUUAUGUGUGCGCGCGCAUGUGCGCAGCGCGCUCGGGCGUCUCUCUCCUUAUGCGUCACCGGCGGAGGCAACCGGAUGACGGGACAAAAGCAUAUCGGCUUCAGUAAUAAUUCUAAUAACAUCGGCGCUGCCCCCACCCUAGCCUCUUUCCCUUUCCCGCUCCCUAGUCUAGGUUGGAGGUUUUGUUUUUUUUUUUUUUGUUUUUUUUUUUUUGUUUUUUUCAGCGGGCUGUCGAUUGGGAGCUUUGGACUCGUCUUUGUUUUGGUGUGUUGUUGUUGUUGUUGUUGUUGUUGUUGUUGUUGUUAUUGUUGUUGUUUUUGUCGGUGGUGGUGGUCCAUGUUGACGAAUGAAUCAGGGCAAGCAAGGGAAAGGAAGGCAAAGGGAAAGGAUAAAGGGCAGGGCAGGGGGAAACGCGUCGGACACGGACACGGACACGGACACGGACACGGCCUGGGAAUGAUAUACAGUGCUAUACAUCAGCACGCCGCAGCAGUCUUGCAGCACAGCUGCUGCUACUCUACUACCCCCAACUACUAUACUACUACUACUACUACUACUUACUAACUACUAGUACGGCUAAUUAAUACACUCAUUUUGAUAAACAAUCCGCAUGACUCCUCCGGUGGGGGCGAGGGCACGAGAAAGACAUGGACAUCUGACAAAAAAGCGCAUAAAAAGACAUGAGAAAAGAAGGCAAA
Messenger RNA from Aplosporella prunicola CBS 121167, 1009 nucleotides. RefSeq lists its product as uncharacterized. The transcript is spliced from 2 exons. Bases 315 to 875 code for a protein of 186 amino acids. NCBI's taxonomy places the organism in Eukaryota, Fungi, Ascomycota, Dothideomycetes, Botryosphaeriales, Aplosporellaceae. The record is from RefSeq and is a predicted model, not a curated record.